This is a messenger RNA of Colletotrichum truncatum, 1971 nucleotides long. Its product is annotated as zn 2cys6 transcription factor. Gene Ontology annotation, molecular function: DNA binding; zinc ion binding. NCBI's taxonomy places the organism in Eukaryota, Fungi, Ascomycota, Sordariomycetes, Glomerellales, Glomerellaceae. Gene Ontology annotation, biological process: DNA-templated transcription. The record is from RefSeq and is a predicted model, not a curated record.
AUGGCGCCUCCAGACCAUUCACAUCAGCAGCAGCCGUUCACACCAAGCUCAUCCUCAACAGCAGUUUACGCGUCGCCAGCAUCAGAAUACGGUCGCCUACCACCACCUAGACAAACUACUGGGCCUGGUGCACCAACACAGCCAGCCGUGACGGCCACUUCAACACCAUCGUCAUCAGUACCACCCACUCAAACUUACCCCUACAACGGCGUCAAGUCGGAAGAUAGCAUCGCCGGGGACGACUCUGCCAGCCCUGACGGACUGCACAACCCAGACGAACCUCCCAAGAAGAAGCAGAAGCGUAACAAACCAACCCUGUCCUGCCACGAGUGUGUUGAACGCAAAACAAAGUCUAAGCUUCCUCUGUCAGCAAGGCAAAUUGCUUUUGCUUCCCCUCCCCCCCGCACGCACGCGCACCUCGGUGGCCCACCUGUGAUCGAGGCAGACCUCAUUGUCUGGCCUGCAUCAAGCGCCAGACAGAAUGCAAAUAUGCUCAUGUUGCAAAUCUGCUCGAAUGGCAAUACGAUUCCCAACAUUGCCGACAGGGGCCUCAUAGAAGGUCGGGGCUUCACGUCUCGCGGCUCUGUCGGCUCCAUCGCCUUCUCAUCUUCCACCGGCUUGCUUUCUAAUGUGCCCUACUCCCUGCCGACGGCUAGUAAUGUCUUCGGCAUCGGUUCUGAACACCCUUUCGCGAACUAUUGGACUUGUGAGGGUGGACUGCCCGAGGUCAUCUCCGUCCUGCCAGACAAGAUCCAGGCCGACAUUUUGCUGGCGCAGUACUUUGAAUGUGUUGACCCGGUGUACCCGAUGAUGCAUCGGCAGACCUUUUAUGCUGAUUACGAGCACUUUUGGAGCCUGAGCGCCGAGGAGAAGAACCGCGUGGAUGCUGCUUUCAUCGGGCUUAUUUUUGUGAUGCUGGCGCUGGGCACGCAGUUUGUGACGUCGACCUCACCCAAGGAUGGGAAGCAGACGGCCGAGUUUUACGCAUCUGCGAGUAACCAGGCACUGCGCAUGUUUUCGUAUUUGAGUGCUGCAUCUCUACGGUCCAUUCAGGCCAUGGUAUUGCUGACCUACUUCUUGAUCAACGACAACCAUGCAUCAGAUGGGUGGGCAUUCGCAGGUAUACUCAUACGCCAAGCCUACGCCAUGGGCUUACACCGCGACCCCAACAUUGUCACCCCCGAGGCGACCAUCUUUGAGAAGCAACAGCGCCGCAAAGUCUGGCAGGCCGUCCUGCUCCAAGAUACCUUCUUAACCGUUCUCCUCUCCUUGCCCCCCUCGGCAACACACACGGACGUCUCGGUCGAAGACCUGCUCGACGAUGGCUCGGCCAUCGCGUCAAGCGACCCUACAGACAUCGCUUACAUCCGCGGAUCCUGGACGCUCGCCAAUCUCGUCCAGGAGACCAUCUGCUCGCCGCGGUCCCUCGACAUGCCCAUCUGCACGACGGCGCGGCACAAGUCGAAGCUCGUGGCCGACUUCCGUGCCGUGUAUCGCUCGUUCCCGGACGUCUUCCGGUCAUGGGACGCCGAGAACCUCACGGCGCUGGCGAGGACGAACAAGCGCGUCGUCCGCCAGACGUUGUUCCUCACAAGCAACUACCAUCACAACAUCAUGCUUGUGCACGCCUCGGAGAGUCCCGAUGUGCCGGUGAACGUGCGCGGCACGCUCGAGGCGGCGCACGAGGCCAUCAACUCCUUUUUUCUGUUGUUCAACAUCUUUGAGCUGGAAGCGCGCGUGUGGUGGGUCUUUAACCAUCGCGCGUUCCUGGAGGCGCUGUGCAUCGGCAGCGUGCUCCGGGAGACGGCGAAGGACCCGGCGGCGACGGAGGCUGCGGAGCGGGAUCCGCUGUUUGUCAGGGCCAGGGCCGACAUAUCGCGCAUGAUUCAAAUCAUGGAGUUGAUGGGCGAGGGGGACCAAGGGUCCGAUGUUGCGCGGGCCCGUGUCCAAGUGUUGAAGGACCUCCUAUGA